Messenger RNA from Macadamia integrifolia, 1965 nucleotides. Its product is annotated as zinc finger protein-like 1 homolog. The transcript is spliced from 7 exons. The record is from RefSeq and is a predicted model, not a curated record. Gene Ontology annotation, cellular component: Golgi apparatus. The coding region runs from base 281 to 790 and encodes 169 amino acids. Lineage: Eukaryota; Viridiplantae; Streptophyta; Magnoliopsida; Proteales; Proteaceae.
ACUGCCUGAAACGCAGAAGAAAAGUAGGAAAGUAUUGAAAUCAUACGGAUCAUGAUCGCCUGGCCUUGCCUCGGUGAGCUGAUCGUGUUUGGAGUCUGGACGGAUUCCUGUGCUUCUCUAUGUGACGAGACUCAAAAACAUGAAUAACGUACCUCUUUGCAUCUCUGUGACUUUGUCUCAUCUCUGCAACAAGCGAAGGAGGGCUUGAUCGGUUGAUCCUAUACGGCUGUCCUCUCAGAUGAAAAAUACUAUGAUGUGACUAUCUUGAUCGGUCGAUGAGAUGGUGGUCUGCAAAUGCCGCAAGGCGACAAAGCUUUAUUGCUUCGUGCAUAAGGUCCCUGUUUGUGGGGAAUGCAUUUGUUUUCCAGAGCACCGAAUAUGUGUGGUCCGUAAUUACUCCGACUGGGUGAUAGAUGGAGAGUAUGACUGGCCUCCUACUUGCUGCCUAUGCAAGGCUGUGCUUGAAGAUGGGCCUGACCCUCAAACUGCUCGAUUGGGUUGCUUGCAUGUGAUACACACAAAUUGCUUGGUAUCCCAUAUUAAAAGCUUCCCUCAACACACUGCACCAGCAGGAUAUGUGUGCCCUUUGUGUUCUACUGCGAUAUGGCCUCCUAAAAGUGUCAAAGAUUCAGGAUCUUCUCUUCACUCAAAACUGAAAGAGGCUAUUAUGCUGAGCUUUCUAUGUCCAAGGAAGAACAUCAACCUGCUGGCUUCUGGUCGGCGCUACCACACUUCAAACAUAAUGGUUGCCUACACUGAAUACAUUCUUAUCCAUGGAAUUUCCUUAUGAGUCCACAAUGUCAAGUGCCAGUGCAAAUGUUGUAAUCAAGAUUCAGUUCAUAUUUGGGGAAAAGAGUGUCGUAUAUAUACACAGGAAAAAGUUGUGUAAUGCAGGUUACUCUUGAUUGACGGACUGUUAUGACAAACUAUUCUUAAGAGGUUAUGACAACAGCUACAAGAAAGAAAAUUAUGUAACAACAACAACAGCACCUUAAUUCUCUAACAGCUGUAAGCCAGCUGCCCUCACUUGUUGGCAAUAGACCAAGGCAGAUCCGACCAGCAACCCUUAGGUGCUGUAACCCGGUUAUCUCCUUCAAGUGUGAUACAACGAUCAGCAACAGAAUUGGCUUCAACAUUACAUUGGAGAGCUUCUAUAGCAUGAGGAUUCUACUCACAAGCAUAAACCAGCUUGUACUGAAAAAAGAAAGGAAAAGGAAGAACAAGGAAUAAGAAAACACACCUUGGAACCAGUAUCAGCAUGCAGAUUAGAGCACAUUUUCCUCAAAUAAAGUGUUCGUCUUUGGUUGCUUGGCUUCGCCUGAGUGCCUAGGUGCCUGGCAACUGCUAUGGCUUGCCUUGGUGCCAUGAUAACACUUGUAAAACUUGCCUGGUAACAAAAAUUGUAUAGAUGGCACUCAAAUUCUCUCUGAAUGUGAAGGCGCCGACUUCUUGCUAGGACAUCAUGUAAUAUUUGCCCAUUGUUGCAAGAACUUUUAUUGUCCUGGGAAAUUGGGGGAAAAAUCAAUGUGGAAUGAUGAUUGGUCUGGUAGGGGAACUUUGUGAUCCAUGCUCCAAUAGUCCACCUUACAUUGCAAAGACCUUCUGGUUGGCGAAUAUUUUGUGUUGAUGAAUGGUGGUGUCGUCUGAAAUCCUCUCACCUAGAGGGCUCUGACAGAGAGAAAUGGAAGGAUGUAAUUUAUUAUUUUUGGUGAAGUCUGUCUACCAGUUGAUUACUGCUUUGAGAAACACUGUUUCUCCUGUUUCAAGAUUUUAGGUGACCUGUACCCCCCUUAUUGUAUGUUUCUCCUGUUACAAGAUUUGGGGUGACCUGUACCCACCAUAGUAGAUGCUUUUAUUUGGUUUUAGUGGUUCUGCUUAUUGCACCCUUCAUAGCCCUGGUAUCUAUUUUUCUAGCAAGUAUGUAAUGUGUGAAGAUGAAUAAAAUGCACACUAGUUGUUAUUCAA